GCCGCCCUCAUCCAAUGAGCGGCGCUGUUGCUGGCAGGUGCGGAGUGUUUUUGUUUUGGGUUGAAGAAGACGACGACGACGACGGCAAAGAGGAAGAAGUAGUUGUAGUGGCUGCUGCUCCUGCUGCGGAGGGAGGCCAGGCUGUGUCCUUCCAUUGCCCACCUUGCUCUCUUCGGAGUCUCGAGGGAAAGGAGGGAGCUCCAAGUCCCCUCCGCCUUACCCCACCCUUCUUCCCGGCGGCCUUUCUCUCUCUCUGAUACGGGCGACGGUCCUGCUCCCCUUCCAGCGCCACCUUCCUCCUUCUCCUUCCUCCGCUGCUCUUCUGCUGAGGCCAAAGGAAAGGGAGGAGGACGAGGCCGGGCCGCAGUCGCUCCCAUCGUCGCCGCUGAGGAGGAGGAGGUGGGGGGCCAGGCCCUCCUCGGCCUGGCCCGGCUCGGCUGGGCCUGGCCCGGCCUCCUCACCCGAGCCGACCCCUGCCGGGCCUACACCAUGAGGAGGGAAAUGAACGGGGUCACUAAGAGCCGGUUUGAGAUGUUCUCAAACAAUGAUGAGGCUGCAAUCAACAAAAAGCUUCCCAAGGAACUGCUGCUUCGAAUAUUCUCCUUUCUGGAUGUGGUCACGCUAUGCCGUUGUGCUCAGGUCUCCAGGGUAAGAAUGUUUGCAUUCGAGUACUGGCAUGGAAUGUCCUGGCCCUCGAUGGCAGCAACUGGCAACGCAUUGACCUGUUUGAUUUCCAGAGAGACAUUGAGGGACGCGUAGUGGAGAAUAUUUCUAAAAGAUGUGGAGGUUUUUUACGAAAGCUCAGCCUACGUGGAUGCCUAGGUGUAGGAGACAACGCGUUAAGGACGUUUGCACAGAACUGCAAAAAUAUUGAAGUUUUGAAUCUGAAUGGCUGCACCAAGAUUACAGAUGCUACAUGUACUAGCCUUAGCAAGUUUUGCUCCAAACUCCGGCAUCUUGAUCUAGCUUCCUGCACCUCAAUAACCAACCUGUCCCUCAAAGCACUGAGUGAGGGCUGUCCUCUACUAGAACAGCUCAAUAUCUCCUGGUGUGACCAAGUGACAAAAGAUGGCAUCCAGGCUUUAGUGAGAGGCUGCGGUGGACUCAAAGCUCUGUUUCUUAAGGGCUGUACACAGCUGGAAGAUGAAGCCCUUAAAUAUAUUGGAGCACACUGUCCUGAACUGGUAACUUUAAAUUUGCAAACCUGCUUGCAAAUAACAGAUGAUGGGCUCAUUACAAUAUGUAGAGGAUGCCACAAGUUACAAUCUCUAUGUGCCUCUGGCUGUUCCAACAUCACUGAUGCCAUCUUGAAUGCCUUAGGGCAAAACUGCCCAAGGCUUAGAAUAUUGGAAGUGGCUCGGUGUUCCCAACUCACAGAUGUGGGCUUUACCACUCUGGCUCGGAAUUGUCAUGAGCUAGAAAAAAUGGACCUGGAGGAGUGUGUUCAGAUAACAGACAGCACUUUAAUCCAGCUCUCCAUACACUGUCCACGGCUCCAAGUUUUGAGUUUAUCACACUGUGAGCUCAUCACUGAUGAUGGUAUUCGCCAUCUGGGCAAUGGCGCCUGUGCUCACGAUCGCCUGGAGGUUAUCGAGCUGGACAACUGCCCUUUGAUUACAGACGCCUCCUUGGAACACCUCAAAAGCUGCCAUAGUCUGGAAAGGAUAGAGUUGUACGACUGUCAACAGAUUACACGGGCUGGAAUCAAGAGACUCAGGACCCACUUACCCAAUAUUAAAGUUCACGCCUACUUCGCGCCCGUGACCCCCCCACCCUCAGUGGGGGGCAGCAGACAGCGCUUCUGCAGAUGUUGCAUCAUCCUAUGACGCGGGAGCCGAUCUAUCUUGCGCAAAAAACUGAGUAUUUAAAUUACCCUUCUAGAAGUAACCGUGGACACCAGUAUCUCCAUGAAAAGUGAUGCCGGUGGUCUUUUCGUGAAGGCCUUUUGAAAGAAGGCAAAGCAGUGGGAACUGAAUGCUGAACUCUGUUCCCCCUUUUUGCCCCAUAGCCACACAUGAAAACACACACGUCAUAGUGUACACACAUACCCACACACACACCUACUUAGUCCAGCAAACUGAAGGACUCUGGAGCUGGAUCAGUGGGAUCUUUCUCCUUUUUUCCUUGUAGGUGGAUGGUAUAAUGAUGAACCAUUCCUACUGGGCAUGCUCAGACAAAAAUCAUGGGGAGGUGGGAGGGAGAGACAGUUGGGAGGGGAUCAUCACACACCUCUGAAGAACUGCUGUUCCUUGGAAGCGAGAGGAAAAAGAUCAUUCUUUUGACGUUGAAAUCAGCAAGACGGACAAACCCUUCAGUGCAAGUCUGGGGAGUGGGAUAAUAACUGAGGAAGGGAACAAAAAUGAACACUGAAUCUUAAAGUCACUGUCAGAGGGAAGAAAGAUGUUUUAAAAAAUCCCAACACAACCCAAGGUUAUAUAUUUUUUAUUUCUUAAAAAAUCAUCCUUGUGUUAGGGAAUGUUAAAACAGCAGCCAUUGUGAGAUGUUUAUUCCUGCGCUUCUGUAUUUCCUCGUUUUACGUGCCGGCACAUACACUGAGCAUGCUCAUGUUGAAGGUUCAGCGGUUUAUCUUCCGUGUUUCAUAGCAUUUGGCUCAGAGGCUUCCUAGAUUGUUGUGAUGAUAAAGCUAGAAAUCUGUAAUGUCAGGUCUGAUUUAUUUUCUAUUGUUUUCUUUCCUUUCUCUUCCUCAGUAUCUCCACAAUUUUUUUAAAAAGAAAUAGAUGUCUAAUUCUGAAAUUGUAUGAAACGAUUGAACAUAAAAUAUAUGUCAAGGUAAUUUUUAAGGCAUCUUUUACCACUAGGUUUGAAAAUAUAGCUGUGAAACAGAUUGAUGUUACAAAAGCAAAAGCCCUUCAAUAGAGAUUCUUCCCCAGAUUUUUAAAUCAGUAAUUCAAGGUGGGGAGGAUGGCAUUUGUUAUAUCAUGGUGUGUGUUCAGAUGUAUCUAUCAAAGAAACAUAUGACUCUAAAUCAGAAAUUGCACACAAUUAUAUUCUACUCUGUUUUUAAUUGUAACUUUCCUGCAUCACGAGAGCCAUCUCUGAAAGUUCCUCUUUAGUCAGUCUGGUUUUCAUAGCUACGUAGCCAAAUGGGUGCAAUCUGUUUAGAAGUCACCACCUUGAUGUGUAAAUUAGCUAGAUUUAUCUAGUUCAACACUAAAGGCUAUAACAAUAUAUUUCAUUUUGCUUUCCUUUAUUUAGAGCUGCUUCAUCAGAAAGCACUGCAGCCCUUUCAUGGUGCCUUGGAGGCCAAAUUGUGUAGUGGAUGGGUUUUUUAAAAGAAUACAUGCAGAAGAAUAGUGUCAUUCCAGUUUUCUGCUGGCUAAAUUACCAAUUGAACUAUCUAUUGGCUUUUUCCUUCACAAAUUAGGCCCAACACAGAUUUUAAAGGCACCUGCCAAUGUGAUGGCUGGGUUACAGAAAGCACAAAGGAGCCCUUUAUAAGGAGAAGUACAGUCCCUAUGCGCAUGGCUCACUUGUUAAUGCACAGUCACCUGUGUUUCUUAUAAACAUUCAAUUUUGUAAUUGGGAGCUUCCCCUUUGCCUCUUCUCAUUCUAGUUGUUUCUGAUCUGCUGCUCUCUUUUCUAAUGUGCCAGCUCCUUAUGUCCCAAGGCAUGGCUUGCCAAAUAGCUCCUUCUCUUCCAGCUCAGUUCAGCUCCCAAAGAUUUACUCCACUGUUGUGGCUCUCAGAGUGGGAGACAAAAAGCCAUGUUGGUAACAGAUGAAAAUCUUUAAUGCAGCUUGCCAUGGAACUGUCAGGCUAUGCACAAAUGGGAUAAAAGCAUCUUAAACGUGUAUAGAAAUGUCAAGUCACUUAAUGUUGCAGGAUUUGCACUGGAUACCAAAGACUGGGACAGGGAAGCUGAAAUGUAGUCACGGCGAAAGAAACUGGAUAUGUUCUCCACUUUAUCCCUCCUGAUGUUAAAGUGAAAAGGUCUCCAUCCAGAGUUGGAAGCACAGUUUGCACAAGUAGAUCGGGCUGGUUCCGAGCAGGUGGUGAGACAGAAGUCUGACCCAGACAGCAUUACAAAUUGUCCAAAUAUAAGGCCAGGUACUCACUUUUCAUUCUCUGCAGCACAGAGAUCUUGGAGGACAAUCCUUAAUUAUUUUAACUGGCAGAAGAAUUGGGGGUGGGGAAUACUAUUGUUUUAUGGGAGUUGUCCUGUGAAAUGUUCUCUUAUUUAAGCUAAGGCGCUUAAAAAGGUUACUUUGGAUUUCAGAGAAUUUGUGUUUCCCUGUGCCCUCUUAAGAAUUAUUAAAUUUAUGCAGUGAUCUCUUAACUUCUUUAUUUCUCUCAUGUACACACAAACAAGCAUUACAUUUUCAAGUCUCAAGGGCUUUAGAGCAGUGCAGACUAGUACCAAAGACACAAAAAAAGGGAAAGCUUACUGUUUUAAAAGGAAAUGCUGUUUGCUCUUCCUCUAUCCAGAAUAUGUGUUUCAGUAACUCCAUCACAGAUAUAUUACUGUUUUUUCCACUACCAUAUAUGAUUAAUGCAACCCAUGCCUAAAAUUUGACAAUGUAACACCCUCUUUUGAAUCCCAAAAUGACUGUGACAUUUGUCAAACUACUAAACGUUGCAAAAUUAUUGAUUCUUCUGAACAUGCCAGGAGCAUAUACUUAUUGCCACAAUCUUGACCGUGUUUCAACACAGCUCGCAAAGUAAGCCAUACAGUGUUUCUAAGACCUUUUUUAUUUUAAUUCUUUCUCCUCUUCUAAAGGUUGGGAACAAAAACAAUCCACCAAACAUUAUUCUCAUGCAGACCUCUUUAAUGUGAAUCAAAAUUGUACCAUAUAAAUGCUUGCUGGAUUGCAUGUGCCGUUGUUGUUUUUUUCUCAUUUGUCCCAUGUUAAAUAGCAGUUCAUCUUUACCCUUCCAUACCCCAUGAUGUGGCAACCAUUUUUCAGUUUCCUUCAGAGUGGGAUUGCACCAUGGAUUGCUUGCAUGCCAUUUGUAUGCAGGGGACCUGUAUUUCUAGCUGUCAGAUUCCAGAAAAAGAGAAUUUGAGGCCAAAAUGAUAGUUGCUAGAACUGGCUGCGACAAGCCAGAACAAAUGAUUUAGUUUAUGCAAUUUGGUGAAAUACUUCUAGAAUUAAGCAUCAUCCAUCAACUUCCUUAUCUGUAUUUAUUAAUAAUACAAAUAAAUGACCAUUUUCUAUG
Molecule: messenger RNA, 5177 nt
Organism: Anolis carolinensis (green anole)
Lineage: Eukaryota; Metazoa; Chordata; Lepidosauria; Squamata; Anolidae
Gene: fbxl20
Product: F-box and leucine rich repeat protein 20
Exons: 15
Coding region: 624-1826 (400 amino acids)
Biological process (GO): SCF-dependent proteasomal ubiquitin-dependent protein catabolic process
Cellular component (GO): cytoplasm; SCF ubiquitin ligase complex
Molecular function (GO): protein binding
Source: RefSeq, a predicted model, not a curated record